AUGCUCGCGCUCACCUCCGCGGGAUACUGCGCGUAUCGAUGGCUGAAGAGGACCAACGAUCUUCAAGCUGCUGAACAUCAAGCUGCUCACGGAUCUGUUGUUGAUGAUGUGGAGGAAGUCGACACCACCGAGGUCACUGAUCCAAGCGCCCAGCUGCUUUGUGAUGAACAGGACCCUCAGACGUCAGCUGAUGCCCUGGUCACUGAGGUAAAUAUCCAGCUCCGGAGCACCAGCCUUGACCCUCAGAAGUCAGCUGUCAUUCUGAACCCAGCAAAUACUGAGACACCUGCUCCUCAGUGUCCUCUUCUGGAGAGCAUCAUUACACCAUGGGUGGUGUUUGAGUCACUGUACACUCCGGGAGAGCUGCUGGGUGAAGGGGGCUUCGGGACAGUCUGUGCAGGAGUCCGAAAUGCUGAUGGCAAGCAGGUUGCACUCAAAUAUGUGGGGAAAACUCCAUGCGAUAGAUUCAUCACCAUUCCUGGAGAGACACAGAGCCUUCCUGUAGAGGUGGCACUGAUGAAAAUGGUUUCCAAACCACUUUGUUGUAAGAACGUGCUGGAGAUGCUCCAGUGGUUUGAGAUGUCCGAUUGCUUCAUCUUGGUCCUGGAGCGACCCAGCCCCUGCAUGGACGUCCAGCAGUUCCUUGAACAUCAUGACGGCUGGCUGUCAGAAGCACUGGCUCAAAAAAUCAUGAGCCAGGUGGUUAAAGCUGCUCACCACUGCUGUAACGCAGGGGUUCUUCAUCGUGACAUCAAGGCGGAGAACCUUCUCAUCAACCCAGACACACUGGAAGUUAAGCUCAUUGACUUCGGCUGUGGAGAUUUGCUCUCUGACACACCCUUUACAGAAUAUGAAGGCACUUGGUGUUUCUCUCCACCUGAGUGGGUGUGUGAUGGAGAGUAUUUGGGUUGUCCUGCCACCAUGUGGGGUCUGGGAGUUCUCCUGUUCCUCCUUGUCUGUGGACACUUGCCCUUCCAUAAUGAGGAUGAGAUCGUCUACAGAAAGAUGGACUUUGCUCCCGGCCUGUCUGAAGCUUGCCACAGUCUGAUCAAUUGGUGUCUGGACCCGGAACCUGAAUGUCGGCCCACGUUUGAAGAAAUCCUCAGCCAUCAGUGGUUUACAUCUGGUGGAUCUGAGUGAAGGAUCUGAGUCCAUUUGGAUGUCCACCGUGGUGUUACGCCUCGUGAAGGAGCAUGUCCAGGAGAUGCUGAAGGCCAUGGAGGGAGUCUGAGCAACACUCCUCACACACACCCACACACACCUCUCUAUCUCAGCCAACUUAAAGAGUGAUCAGGACAUUUUAG
This is a messenger RNA of Hemibagrus wyckioides, 1304 nucleotides long. Its product is annotated as serine/threonine-protein kinase pim-1-like. Gene Ontology annotation, molecular function: protein serine/threonine kinase activity; ATP binding. Gene Ontology annotation, biological process: protein autophosphorylation; regulation of mitotic cell cycle; negative regulation of apoptotic process. Gene Ontology annotation, cellular component: cytoplasm. The transcript is spliced from 11 exons. NCBI's taxonomy places the organism in Eukaryota, Metazoa, Chordata, Actinopteri, Siluriformes, Bagridae. The record is from RefSeq and is a predicted model, not a curated record. The coding region runs from base 1 to 1140 and encodes 379 amino acids.